UCAGGCCAGGUUGGGGUCAAGCCCAUUAGGCAAACAGAAUGAUAUGUGUUUGGAGACCACAUCUCUAAGGUUGUGGACUUCUCAAUUCCACUGCACUAUUGUGGACCCAACUUUGAGGCCGAGGGCUUCUGGCAUUGUUGACGUGGCGUGUACAGUGAAGGUCUCUCUUGACGGGGAACGAGUGGAGAUGGCAACCCCUGGUAGAAGCAGCCAGAAAUUCCAGCAAACGCCGGAUCUUCUUCAAGAAAUAUCACCUAUCAACAUAGGGCAAACACUGUCGAGCAUGUCGUCUCAGAGGAGACUCCUCGAGCAGCAUGUUGACGGAGAUGACUUGGAAGAAGAAGAACAGGGGGGUGAAGAAGAAGAUGAGGAGGAGGGGGAUGAGCAGGAGAACGCAGGUGUUUGUCAGGAAGGGGAACAUGAGCAGGGAGUUCCAUACGAUGAAAGAGUUCCACUUACGGCAGAUGAUUUGUUCGCGUUGCCGUAUGAGUUCGAGUUCCUUGAUCAGGACUGGACUGUGCAGAGGCUGGCAGACGGACUGUUCUUGCAGAGGUUGCUUCCCACUGCUCGUGUGUACGAUAACGUCGACCGAUGCAUUAUGUUUGCCUACAUCGUGAGAUAGCAAGACGGGACGCGUAUAGUUGUGAUCAACUGCUGGACGCAGUGGAGGAAUGUCACCACUAGAUAUGGCCUACUGAAGAAGAACUUUCGAGGAGAUGUUCAUCACGACCCGUGGCAGAUCAUCUGCAACAAAUUAAAGACUUCUCC
Molecule: messenger RNA, 768 nt
Organism: Chara braunii
Lineage: Eukaryota; Viridiplantae; Streptophyta; Charophyceae; Charales; Characeae
Source: the annotation of a GenBank genome assembly